Molecule: messenger RNA, 5561 nt
Organism: Xyrauchen texanus (razorback sucker)
Lineage: Eukaryota; Metazoa; Chordata; Actinopteri; Cypriniformes; Catostomidae
Product: pleckstrin homology domain-containing family O member 1-like
Exons: 6
Coding region: 400-1617 (405 amino acids)
Biological process (GO): regulation of myoblast fusion
Cellular component (GO): ruffle membrane; muscle cell projection membrane
Source: RefSeq, a predicted model, not a curated record
AGCUGUCGGGGACAAAGAGAGAGGACCACACGGCCGCAAGUUCCUCAAGCGCAGAGACAACUCUACGAGACACACAUGACGGGAGGAGAUCAACCCAUACGACACGAUGAUGCCACCAGCACCGACUAAUCUGCUGCUGUAGAAACCAGAGAUUUCUCAGAUCUAUCUGAGAUGUUUAAGGCGUGAACAUAGAGAAGAUCUGCCUGGAGCUGGAGGAUAGUGAAGUGAAUGAGAGCAAAUAAAUAGACAAGAGGAGGCGUAAGAAACAAAAAAACGGAGGAGUUUUUCUUUGCGUGUAAUGUUUCGCGGGAUUUUGGUUACAUUCUAGCAAACACAUUGUGCACGAAGGGAUCUGGAUUAUCUGGGUGGUGAGGUGGAAAGCUCUAGUUUUAUUGCGCCAUGAAGAAGAACAGUUCAACAAAGCUGGGCCCUCAGGAUGCCAAUCAACAGCCUGCACAGCCCGACAAAACUGGCUGGAUUCGCAAGUAUUGUGGCAAAGGAAUUUUCAGGGAAAUUUGGAAAAACAGAUUUGUUCUGUUGAAAGGAGACCAACUCUACAUCUCUGACAAAGAGGUUAAAGAUGAGAAGAAAAUCCAGGAAGUGGUGGACCUCACAGACUACGAGAAAUCUGAGGAACUUCGCAAGGCCAAGAGCAGGAGCAAAAAGAACCACAGCAAGUUCACACUACUGCGAUCCCGGCAGCCAGGCAACACGGUUCCAAAUCUGGUGUUUUUGGCUGUCAGUCCAGAGGAAAAGGAAUCAUGGAUCAAUGCUUUAAAUGGAGCAAUCACCAGGGCCAAAAAUCACAUUUUGGAUGAGGUGACGGUGGAAGAGGACAGCUUGCUGGCCCAUCCAACGCGUGACAGAGCUAAGAUCCCCCACACUCGCCGUCUGCCCACCCGCGGACACCUCAUGGCUGUGGCUUCAACCACAAACUCCGAUGGCAUGCUUACACUUGACCUCAUUCAGGAAGAAGAUGUCCACACACCAGAAGGACAUUACUCUUGUGAUGACAACAUCGACAAUGAUUCAACUCAAAAGACUCCAGAUUCUCAGCACUCAAACAAAGACACUUCAAACCUCUCAACCUGUAAUGAGACCCCAGGAAAAUCCUUAAGUCUGCCCCGCAAGAGCGAAAGCACCUCAAACUGGUCUGAGAGCCAGUCCUGGACGCCACAGCUCCGCAAAAAAGUAUCCACAUCCGAAAAGAACCGCUGCGCAUCCAUGGACGAGAUACUAGCGCACUCUGAGACGAGGGCCAUCCCUCACUGUUCGACCUCUGCCCCCGUACAGCCCAUCAGCCAACUGCAGGAACUGAUAACCCAGAAGUUAGAGAGAACUCAAGAGCUGCUGACGGAAGUGCGGGUGCAGGGCAAGGGGAAGCCAUCGCCGACUGGGAAGAGCUCCAGUUCAGAGGGGCAGCGGAAGGAGGCGGAGAGGCUGCUGGAGGAGGCGGCAUCCACAUGGGGUCAAGCACGUGACGUGCUGGAAGAAGUUAAGGAACUCAGAGGUCUGUACAAGCAGCUUGACUCCGCCUCCUCCACCAAAGUCAGUCCAUCACAGAAUGGAAAAUUAAAGAGCCCACAACAAGAUAACCAUCUGAAAAGCAUGAAGUGAAGAUAUAGACUAUCUAAAUAGGAAUGCACACAGAAUGACUUUAAAGUCCUCCAUGUUUUUCGUCAACUGCAAUGAAUCAAAGCUUCUUAGAGGGUCUUUUUAUAAAUUGCUCUCCCUGGUUAUGGCUUGAAUACUGCUGGAUUCAACAGUAAUGAAUUACAUGAGCUAUACAUGUAUGUACAGUAUGUAUGUUUGUAUUAAUUUUUAAAGAGCAAAUCUAGUUUCUUCCACUCCCUUAUAUCAGCUUCAGUUGAGUAGAAAUAACACAAGCUGCGGGAUCAGUUUUCACAGUGAUGGUAACAGGGACAGCAACAGUGUGAAGUCACAGAGCUGUCCAGGAUUUUUUGCCAGAGGUGGCAAAGGGGUGGCAAGAGCUGAGUAAGGUGUGGCAUCCAGUAAGUGUGCCUGAUAAUUUGGGGGGGGGGGGCAUGUUAUGGACCAUGCAUGGCACGGAUGGGUUAAGCCAUUGCGCACCAUCUCCUUGGUCCGAUUUGGGGUGGAAGGUGGGGUGGCAAAGCUAAUUUUUAGCUAAACCCAUGCCACUUUUCUGGCCCCGCCCCUGCUUCAGGGUAAAACAGAGUGAGAAACACCAGACAAUUGUGAUCCUGAUACUGUCAUCCCUAGCCUAUCACAAUGUGAAUGUUGUCUUGUCUCAUAAAACACUGGAGGAGUUUUCAAAGUAGUCUACGAAACCCAAGUGUAUUUUACUCUGUGGGUUAUUUCUUAUGUAAUAAUAAUUUCCCAGCACACUUGCUCUGCUGUCCAAACCAUGCUUAAAACAACCAAGUCCAUCAGAUGCAAUCAGGCUGCAGCCAAAGGCGAUCGGCGAGGACAUGUUGUUAGAAUGACUAAAACUUGCUGACUGUGGGUGUGUGCUGUCUGACAGUACUUUGCUUCCAUCAGAUAGGCUCUAACUCUGAAAAAAGCCAUGUGUACUUGUAUGAACAUGAAUACAGAUGAUGUCUGGUGCCAGUGUUGCUGCGAAAAUUGGUGGGAGACACAGCUGCCAUUAAAGAUGAUACUCCAUGCAGUUAAGUGGCUAGAAGCAUCUAGUUGCAAGGAAACCAUUAAUAAUAAUAAUAAUAUUGAUAAUUACACAUUUGCACUAUGGAGAAUGCUGUAAAACGAGAGGGCCACUGGCAAGCUAUCUUUUACAAACUUAAGGGGCAAAACAGACAAUCUACUGUAGGUAGGGAAAUCUUUACACCUAAGUGGUAUUUCCUAAAAUGCCGGAAUCUUUCUAAAUGAAAAGCUGCCUUAGUGUACUUCCUAAAGGGCACAUGCAAACUGCAUUUAAGACUCUAAAAGAUUAAGCUUGUGAUUUUAAACUUCAAAUAUUUCACCUACAAGUUGCCUGGACCUCGUGAAAUGUUGGCAGAGAAGUUUAAGCAGGACUUUUAUUUUGCUUUGCAGGUUUUUUGUCUUUCAGGAUCUAUGCAAGAUUGCAUGGGUGAAUCUCACAAAAUUUGUCAAGAACAUGUCCGGGUCACAUUUCACAUCAAAAUCGAAAGAAAUAAGGAAUGGUAUUUUGAUUCAUUUUCUUGACUUAGAGAAAAAUUAAGCCUUUUUUAUUACCGUAAACUGUAAUGCAAAACAAAAAAGAGACAUUAUUUCAGUUGUAAAAUGUUUGUUUGUCAUGAUAGUUGUACUGCCUUUAUGAUCAUUGAAUUCCAGUCAUAUUUUGCAUAUAUUGCAGUAAUGAGAAUCUUAUAAGAAUAAAAAAACAUCCUCUCCUUACACAAUAUGGUAAUGAUAAUUGGGGUGGGGGGUGGGGGUUAUAAUUGACAAGAAUGUCACAAAGAAAAACAUCUCAGUGGUCCUAAAAGAGGCUUCAUUUUCUGUUAACACUUUACAAUAAGAUUCCAUUUGUUAACAUUGGUUAAUGCACUUUGAGCUUACAUGAACUAACAAUGAACAAUUGCAUUUUUAUGAACUAACACUAAGUUUAAUAAACGCUGUCAAAAGUACAUGUAUAUUGUUCAUUGUUUGUUGAUACCUAAUGCAUUAAUGAAUGGAAUAUUAUUGUAAAGUGUUACCCAUGUUCUUUAUGCAAAAUAUAAUUUCUUAUGUUUUGAUUGUGAUUUUGGGGUGAAAUAUGACCAGGACACAUUUUUAUUUUGAUUUUUUGGAGAUUCACCCUUAUAUAAGCUUGAAAUAAUCCACAGGGAUCAGGACGUACUGGCAGUGUGUAAUAUGGUAUUGAGUUAAACGACCAAAGGGUAUGUCUUGCCAGUAUACCACACCUUGUUUUACAGUUAGUAGCUUAAUAAUGUGUUUGCACAAUUCUAUGGGUACAGGUCAGCCUGUUCUGUCAUGAAGACUUGAUUAUAAACAGUGUUAUAUUUUUUUGUACAUUUUAUUGUAAAGUGCUUUUAUUUUUUCUUCUUCUUUUUUUUUGGUGGGGGACUUAAGAGGAGAGUUUUUGCUUUUAAAAUGUUUGAUUUAGAAACCACUUCCCUGGAAACAACCUCAACUUAACUCAACCAGACAUUCCUCACUUCUGAAUUCAUGAAAAGUCUGUAUAUUUCUUUUUUCGCUUCAAAAGGUAGUAACAAAGCACAAAUCCUGAGGCAGUCUUUAGCUUUUUUUAAAGAACAUUAUAUGAUAAUGAUUUUUUUUCCCACAGUGGUGCCACUAGAGGCACAGAAAUUACACUCUUAACAUUUAAAGGGCUAGUUCACUUGGCAAUUAAAAUUCCAUUGCUACUUACACUCAUGUUGUUCCAAAUAGGUCUAGAACAAUAUCAGGGCGAGUAACAUAUGACAUCAUUUACAUUUUUGGGUGAACUAUCUCUUAAGUUCCAUUCUUUCAUAUUAUCGCCACACAGAUGCCAAAGGUUUUCUGUUCUCAUACACUCUAAAAGAGCAAUGCCGUGUGCUCUUUUCAGGCUUAAUUGGUUUGUCUGGUCAGCUGGCUGUGUUAUGAUUUUAUAUUUUUGGCAGUGCCAGCGGAAGGUGAAUCUAAUUACCUGACCAUCUGUCAGGUAGUGGCUUUCAUCAUCUACCCUGGUUGUGAUCAGCACGGGUCAUAUUAGAUUACAUCAAAACCAAUCCUGACAGCAAUCUCUCCGAUCCCUUGACCUACAGUAUAGGUCCAAUAAUGCAGAAACCGAGCCAAAUUACUCAUGUACUUUGAUAGUCAUAUAUUAGUCAUUUAUGACACGUUUACUCUAGUUUCUGAUGACAUCAGAAAUCAUAUGACUGCUUAGGGCGGAUGAUUCCUUCAUGCUUUUUUGAACUAUUUAUGUAUGCCAUAAAAUUGUUCACCUGUUGUUGCUAUUUUUCUGAACUUCUGCAGACCUUGAUAAUAUGUGAGUGUGAAUGAAGAGAAAAUCUCUUAUUUGAUUGUUUGCUCUGCUGUAUAAUUGUGGUCAGACUAGUAGUUUUGCAUAGUGAUGUAUUUUUAUUGGUGGCUGUGCGUGUCAAUAUACUGCCACUGAAAUAAAGCAGACUUAUGCUAUCUAAAAGAAACCAUCAGUUGAUCAAAACAUCAAAACAAUUGAUUUUACCUACUUUACAUAACAAUUCAAUGGCCAGGCCAAUUCAAGGUUGUUUUAUUUUUCAGAACAAUGCACAUAAAAGCAGAAAAACCUUGUUUUCAUUUAAAAAAAGAAUGUUUUUUGGUCAUUAUCCUCAUAAUGUCAUUUUCCAUAAACACACAAUCACUCAGAUGGAAAGUUAGUUCUGGCUGCUGUAAACUACGAUACUCUUAAUUGUUAUUUCUGGUUUAGAUAAUCACAAUUAAAUGGACAAUUGUAAAUGUACAAACUGUUGUUUAUUUUUUCAGAUUUCUAAAACUAAUUGUAAAUAAAGGUCAGAUUGCAGCGAGGAGAGCAGGGCCCUGAGUAAAGAUAUGAAAGUGGGUGUUUGUAAACUCUGGGCUGACUCAUCUCUGAUGUACUUGAGACACAACCACUUGUGCAAUUAAAGUAAAUAAAAUUUUAC